This is a messenger RNA of Meriones unguiculatus (Mongolian gerbil), 6697 nucleotides long. It is a transcript of the gene Dzank1, whose product is annotated as double zinc ribbon and ankyrin repeat domains 1. Gene Ontology annotation, molecular function: protein binding. Gene Ontology annotation, biological process: eye photoreceptor cell development. Lineage: Eukaryota; Metazoa; Chordata; Mammalia; Rodentia; Muridae. The coding region runs from base 270 to 2603 and encodes 777 amino acids. The record is from RefSeq and is a predicted model, not a curated record. The transcript is spliced from 21 exons.
UGGAGGAGGGUGAGGGGAAGGGUCUCUCUCACUUGGUUAGCAGGGAUCCAGGCAUCUCUGACUGCCUGGCGAGGCCGAGGACAAUGGCGCAGAUCCUGUCUGGGCCGCGAAGAGAUGGUCCAGGUGAAGGAUGUUGGGCGGUGCUAGUGGCAUGACAUUGACAGCAUGCUGCAGUAUGGACCCAGCGAAUCAGCCUUCUCUAUUUCUUCGCGUGAGGUCCGCUGACCAGCCCAGCCUUCCAAGGGCAGCUAAUAGCUAACCGAGAAAACAUGACUGCUGGUUCAGUGUGUGCCCCUCAGAUCAUACCGCUGCGCGUGCCUCAGCCUGGAAAAGCUAACCAUGAAAUCGAUACCAAUACUCUUUUGGAAAUGAAAUCUGAUACCCCAGAUGUCAACAUAUAUUACACCCUGGAUGGCAGCAAACCUGACUUCCUAAAGAAAGUUGGUUCUGGUGAAAAUAAUACAUUUAAGUAUAUAAAACCAAUUACUCUGCCUGAUGGAAAAAUACAAGUUAAAGCUGUUGCUGUCUCUAAAGACUCCAGACAGAGUGGGAUUGUAACAAAGGUGUUUCAGGUGGACUAUGAACCACCGAAGAUGGAGUCUUCUGAAGACAGUGUUGAAGAUUCUCUCAAGGGCUUUUCAAAGCAGGAAUUAAAGAAUGGGUUUGUCGGACCCAAAUUAAGGAAGAAGUAUAAGAAUGCCGAAAAUAAAUCAACUUGGAACGUUAACCUCAGACGGCUUGCAGACCUCAAGGUAGGCGAAAGAGCAGACGCUAAAACUCUGAAAGAUCUUCGCUUCUCAGAGAGGCCACUGGAAGUCCCAGCCUACCACGAGGGAGCCGCUUCUAGACUGGCUACUCACCCGUCCCAGUCCCCUGGCUUUGCACACAUAACGGGCCGGAAGAGUCUGACAAGCACGGAGAUCAUGAGGAUCCAGAGGGAGACAGACUUCCUCAAGUGUGCCCACUGUCUGGCUUCCCGUCCAUCUGAUCCUUUUGCUCGCUUCUGUCAAGAAUGUGGCGCUCCUGUCCCACCCAUAUUUGGCUAUCGACUUCCACCUCCAGAAGGAGCUCAGAUGGGCCUGUGCACAGAAUGUGGAAGUAUGGUUCCCAUGAACACUCCCAUCUGUGUGGUGUGUGAGGCUCCUCUUGCUCCACAGCUUCGGCCACAGGCCAGCCUCCACCUGAAGGAGAAGGUGAUCUGCCGCACCUGUGGCACUGGGAACCCUGCUCAUCUGAGAUACUGUGUCACCUGCGAGGGGCCCCUGCCUGCAACACAAGAGUGGCUGUGCAAUGGAGAUCAAGUCCCUCAUCCGCCCAGUAGGAAUGGGGAGACCAUCUCCUGCUCCAGAUGUGGCUGCCAGAACCUCUGGGAGGCAUCCUUCUGCGACUGGUGUGGAGCCACGCUUGGCAUUUCUGCUAGGCAUUCUGUGUGCCCGAAGUGUGGGGCCAGCAAUCAUGUCUCUGCUCGAUUCUGUGGCUCCUGUGGCAUUUAUGUGAAGUCCAUUACAAGACUUAGGAUGAACAGCAGCUUGGCCCUAGUUGCUGGGGUCCCUCAUGCGUUUCCUGAGCCCCGACCUGCCUGGCAGGCCCUAAAUGUCUCUUUGCCCACAUCUGCUCUUGGGUCUAAAAAGGAAAUGGGCACACAGACCUCUGGCCUGUUCUACCCAUCUGGCAAGCUCCUGGCCAAGAAGGAGCUGGAGGCGGCUUCUCACAGGCAGAGACAGGAGAAGAUGAGUGAGCACCGGCCGGUCCUCACGGCUGUCAGCCCCGGAAGAGGCUACUGGAGAAAGCAGUUGGACCACAUCUCUGCUCACCUCAGGUCCUAUGCUCAGAACAACCCUGACUUCCGGGCUUUGAUUGCAGAACCCAGGAUGGGAAAGCUUAUUUCUGCUACUGUCCAUGAAGAUGGCUAUGAAGUUAGCAUCCGGCUGAACUACAUUCAAGUCUCCAACAAGAACCUGUACCUCAACAAGUCGGUGAAUCUUAGUGACCACUUUCUGAGCAGUGUCAUGGAAGGUGGGAAUGGGCUGUACUGCAGCAGGUCCAGCUUGGUGAGUGCCUAUAGCCAGAGCGCCUCAGACACCCCUGAAAGUGUCAAGAAGGUGAAGACUCUCAAGACCAAAAGCUUCCCCAGAAACCCAGAUCCACUCACACCUGAAAACAGACUCCUGCUGGAGGAACUUGGCGCCACAGGGAAAGGAAGACUGUCUGUGCUGGAACAGCUGCUGGAUGAAGGAGCAGACCCUAACUGCUGUGAUGGCCAAGGUCGACCUGCUGUUAUUGUGGCUGUUGUGAAUAAACACCAUGAAGCCAUUGCAGUUCUCGCUCAAAGAGGAGCAGACAUCGACCAGCAGUGGGGACCGUUCAGAAACACAGCUCUUCAUGAAGCAGCUCUACUUGGCCUGGAAGGAAGGGAGAGCAUCGCCACGUUACUGGGGUGCAACGCAGACACCCAGAAGAAGAACUCAAGAGGCCAAACAGCAUACGACACUGCUCUGGAGGUUGGGGAUGACCUCGCCUCUUCGCUCCUUGCCACUAAGUUCAGCCAAGGUCUGGAGGACCGACUUUCCCCACCGGGGAACCACAUCCUAAGCGACAAUUAGAGAUGAGGUAUUCUGGAGGCGGCAAAGACUACCCAGCUACAGCUGUUCUUAUUUUUGGAAUGUGUAUUUAAGUGAUAAGAUCUAGGGUUGAAAAGAAGUCAUAAUGUGAGUUCAAGGCCAGCCUGGUCUACAGAGAGUUCCAGGACAGCCAGGGCUAAAACAGAGAAACACUAUCCUGAAAAACAAAAAAACCAAAACAAAACAAAUAACUUAUAAGACUUGAGUGUGUGUGUGUAUGUGCAUGUGGAUGUGUGUCACAAAAGACUUCAUCCAGGGCCUUGCAGAUGCUAGGUAGGUGUUGUAUACCAUUGUGUUACACGCCCAGCUGUAUUUAUUUUGAAAUAGGGUCUUAUGAAGUUGCUCAGGCUGGCCUUGAACUCACCCUGUAGCAGACAGGCCUUGAACUACUCCAGAUCUACCUGUCUCAGCCUCCUAAAUAGCUGAGAUUAGAGGCUGUGACCAACAGACUCAGAUCUGUUUUCUAAAGCUGGCAUAACUACCCAGAACCACAUACAAGCUGGAGUAUGGUAAAAUUAACAUAUGCUUUUUAAUGUUUUAUGUUUUAUUUUCUGUUGUGUUUUUUGUUUUGUUGCCGGUCGGUUUGUUGAGACAGAGUCUCACUGUACAGCCAUGGCUGGCCUAGAAUUUGUUAUGUAGACCAGGCUCGCAUUGAGGUCACAGAGAUCUAGCUGUCUCUGCCUCCCAAAUGCUGGGAUUAAAGGUAUGUGCCACCAUGUCCAGAGAUUUUUUUUUAAUGUUUUUAUUGAUAAUUUUGAAAUUUUGUUUUUAAUUUUUGUUUUUCUUUAUUGUUGUUUUUGAGACAAGGUCUCGUGUAUCCUGUCCUCGAACUUGCUAUGUAGCUGAGGAUGGCCUUGAACUUCUGAUCCAGCUGCCUCCACCUUCUGAGUGCUGGGAUUACAGACUUGUACCACCACACUGGGUUUUAUGUGGUACAGGGGACUGAACCCAAGGAUUCAUGCAUGCUAACCAAAUACUCCACCAACUGAAGUAGAGUUAGAAAUUCCCAGCCUGGUUAUUUCUUUUUCAAUAGGUAAUAAUUACGUGUGGUUCCAAGCCAAAAAGUAUUAAGUUCCAUAUAAUAAAGCGCUUCCAUCCAGGCUCUUCAGCCACUGCUUCAUCCUCAGCCAUGUCUCUGUAGUGUGGUGUAACAUGGUAUAAUCACAUAUGUGAGUGUACACAGGAGUAUAACAUAAACUAUAUAGCAUGUGUAUAUCCUCCCCAGCCUUUAUUGGACAUAAAUAUACAGCUUAAUGAAGUAAUUUAUAAGAAUUCAGAGCAGAAUAGCUGUGUCCUUAUCUUAGCAGAAACUGUGUUUGAGAAGUCUCUCCCCACGAUUCAGAACUAGGUUAUCCUGUCUCAUGCUCCCUCAAGCUGGUCUCAGUCCAUCUCCAGGUCUUCUCCCUCCUCCCAGAGUUCUCCCUGUGCGGUGGUGACCCGUCACCCACAGCAGACAGGUGGUUGAAAACAAUUCUAAUUUAAGGGUUGGCUCUCUCUUUCCUACAAAGGAUCGCAGAAAUGUGUUCCUAGGAAUGGUCCCAUAUUGAGUAACUUCGAUUCUGCUAGGUCUGCUGAAAGCAAGACUACGCUUACUCAGUAUGACAUUGUUUUAAUGGCCGUUCUUCUUCUCCAACUCAUGUCCUCACCCUUGAUGGGAUGUUCAGGACAUCCACCAGGGAAGGAGAACCAGUGUCUGUAAGAGACCCGGGAGGCAUUUCCUGUAGACACAUGGACAUCUGGCACAUGGCAUCAGAUGUUUCUGCGACUGCAGUUUUACAGGUGUUUUACCUUCCUGGGCAAAAAGAGUCUAGCAUUCAGGUUCCUCCUUUGGAGGACACACCGCACUGUAACAGGACCUCAUCAUUCAUGGGCCUCUAGAAGCUAUAGCUGUCCCUUUUGUUUAUAGAAUAGUACACGUGAGUCCAUGUGGACAGAGGGGUGGCUGACAUCUUGCUUUUCUCUGUGUAACAGGUCACACAGUUGGUUACAAUCAGUGACCCCAUAGUAAUUAGGAUCCCAUUCCUGAGAGCUGCUUUUGCCAGAAAUCACUACAGAUACUGUUGACUGCUUUGAAACCAAAAUGUUCUACCUGGACAUCUGUUCUGUGUGUUUCCCUUGAAAACACAGUGGAGGGUGGGCCUAAAGUCCCAGCUCUUUUGCAGAAGAUGUUGGAAUGGCAUGGCAAUGGCAUGGAUGUGGUUCUUAUUACACGAGAAAGGGUACGUGGGUAGAGAAUGGUAAGUCAGUCAGGCAGAGAGGCUCAAGGACCGUGUGUAAGAGGAAGGCCUGUUGGGGCCUGAUGGGGCGGGUUCUCUUGUGGACUGGUCGUCUGAAGGAUGGACUUGCAGGAUUCGAGCUAGGAGCAUCUGUCUAGCAGGAUACUUCCCUAGACUGUUUUCUCUCUGGGGCUUUAGUGGACUCAGAGGACUCUGGAGUUCUUAACUGAUUAGUGGAGACAACUCCACUGGGACAGUCUACGCAGCCUGUGUUGUUUGACGUUGGGUCAAUUCACUGUGCAGUGCCGCAGCAUAGUCCAGCUCCUGCUGGAAGGCAGUGUGUGGCAGGACAAACAGGCCCUGAAGCCUCAGCAAGCUUUGCAGGCUGGUCCCCUUCCCCAGACUCUCCAUCUUCAGCAAAGAUGGAUUUAUAAGGUUGAGACAGAAACUGCCUUCUCCAACAGCAGGUGAAUUGUCUCCCGAGACUACUAAAAUAAAGCUCUCCUUUGCUUUUAAUCUGCUACCUUUUGGGCCCAGUCUGGAUCUUUCCAUCAGCAGGUCUCUGUCUAUUGUAGGAAUCCAGGAGGAGCAUAGGCUUUCUUGGUUGGUAUUUUUGGCAGUAUGCAGUCUGUAGGUUUGAAUUAGGUUUAGGUUACCCAAAGUGACGGGCCAAGAUGAUCUCUCUAAAAAUGGAUUAUCAAGUCUGAGAGUCUGAAAGCUGCCCAGACAAUGAGCUUUGAACACAGGCCUUCCACAUGCUCUAGAUUCACUGAACACAUUUUUUUUUUUUUAAAGUACAGGCAGCAUUUAGGCCAGCUCACCUACCAUGAACCAUCGGGACCCUUGGGGAUGAGGCUGCCCUUUCCUGCUUCCUGCAUGACAGACAGCAAAGCGCUGGUAUCCCUUCUAUUUCCUCGAGGUUAACAUGUUAAAACAGGAUAGUGUGUGUGUGUUUCUAUUACUGUGACAUAUCUAUAGAAGUAGUCUGUUUCCCUUUAGCAAACUUCUUCAGUAACGUGACCCUGGGGGUUGUUUCUGUGUUAUGUUCCUGACAGCCAAAGUCCGGAAGGUGCCUUUCCAUUUCAAGGUGGUUUGAUAACUGAGUUGUACUCAAAGUUCACAUAUUUGAAUGGGUGAGAAUGGAGGAGCCCCAAGAGUAAACCUUUAAGAAAUGUGGGGUACUGAGAUGUCAUUUAUGUUGAAGGCAUGUCGUUGAAGGGGCUUGUGGAAUCUCCUCGUUCUCUUCUGCUUCCUGGUGAUUAACUGAAUGAUUUGUUUCUGGUAUGAUAUACCUUGAUACAGCCUCAAAGCCUUGGCGUCAAAUGACCGUGGACUAGAAACUUCGGAACUGUGAGCCAACACAACCUUUUGUUUGUAAGUUGAUUAUCGUGGGUGUUGUGUUAUAAUGAUGAAAAGCUGACUAGCACAAUAUUGUACCUGCAUGCUUAUACACUAUAAGUGUUGUGUCUACUUCUUAGGAAAUAAUUGUGAAAAUUUGCUUGAUUUUUUUUUUUUUUGAAUGAUCAGUGAGCCUAAAGGACAGCUUUACGAACUAGGUAUCUCAGCUAUUAAGUCUGGAGAACAUUUAUUUUCUGAUAGAAGGUUGUGCUCACUUUGAGAAUACAGAUUUUUAAAGUGAGUCAAUAUUUUGGUUGUGACGGCUUAUGCACUCUGAGAGGAGUAAUGCUGUGAAGAUUCUGUCUCCCAGACAUAUGUGCAGUCAUGAUGGAUGUUCAUAUCUCAGCAGAGUGGUCCACUGCUCAUCCUGUGCAGACAAGUGGCUUUCAUAAAACAUUCUCUGUGUGUUAUAAGAAUUAAAACAGCAUAAAAUUUAAAUAAAGGAAAAACUGCUAACCUACA